AUGGGGGUUUGUGCAUAAUCACAAAAGAAAUCAUAGAGAUAAAUUGGAGAAAGAGAAGUUUGUUUCGUCUUAGAAAGUCUUACUUAGGAGUCUUAAGUCAAUGAAAUUUAUAAAACUUUGAUUGGUCAGACUUAAGUAGUGUUUGAAAAUUUGAUAAAUAACAAGAUUAUCAGUCGAAAUAUCAGUUAAACUGAGUAUGAUUUCUACUCAAGAUAAACAGAAGAAUUAAGUAUUCUAAACAGCUAUCUCUAAAACUAUUACAACAACUAUUACAGAAUUGUAGUUUCUAACAUCAAAAGCGAAAAUCUUUAUUACUUUUAAAACUUAAAUCUUAAAUUCAUUAUCCAACUCUACUUGGCUAUGAAAAGCAUCAAGUACAAUGGAAACGAAUGGUGGAAUUCGUAGACUUUCUAUUCACUGGAAAAGCUCACUAUGAAUAGAUUUAACAUAUUCCCAAAAGUAGUUGAAGAAGGAAGAAUCUCACCAUUCAUUAAUUUUAUACUCCUUUUAAAUAAAUUGAGCAUAAAGCUCAUGAAUUUAGAAGGAAUGACUCUUCAAGAGAAAGAAAUUGAAUACAUAGUCGAUAAGAAAGGGUCAAAUCUCUACAAUCAACUUAAACUAGACUUAUAAAUCUGA
Messenger RNA from Paramecium octaurelia, 636 nucleotides. The record is from the annotation of a GenBank genome assembly. Lineage: Eukaryota; Ciliophora; Oligohymenophorea; Peniculida; Parameciidae.